Daldinia vernicosa is the source of this 642-nucleotide messenger RNA. RefSeq lists its product as uncharacterized. The record is from RefSeq and is a predicted model, not a curated record. Lineage: Eukaryota; Fungi; Ascomycota; Sordariomycetes; Xylariales; Hypoxylaceae. The transcript is spliced from 2 exons. The coding region runs from base 1 to 642 and encodes 213 amino acids.
AUGGACGCCCCUACCGGGAUCUGGUGCGCCAAGUGCCAGCAUCCUAUCCCGACGGAGGUUAUCAAGGUCCCCAAGCCUGGCCUUCUCUGUUUCGGCUGCAAAGUGCAGAGCGAAACCGAACGCAACUCGGUCAAGGGAUCUCAGUGGAGUUACAUCCUGAACCACUGGCAUGCCGAGGCUGCACGUGUCUAUAACUGGCUUCGCAACGAGUUCCAUUCCACCGAACUCUUGACUUGUCUCUGUACCUUGGCCAAGUACUACAACUUCAACGAUAUCGUUCCCAUGGUGAACAGCAUGGCCAUGGAGCGCCUUCGCCACAAGUCGACUCCGGGCGUCUAUGUCCGUCACGUCAUAGAGUCCGACUUCCACGACGCUCUUGCGCUAGCCAAGAAGUGGAAGUUCAGACCUAUGGGUGCCGAGGCCCUCACGUGUGUGGAGUUGAUGUGCUUCCACUUGUCCUACGAUCAGUGCGGCUUCAUCAUGGACAACCCCGACGCUCCCCGCUACUCGUACAACGUGGGCGCUUGCAAGGAUGGCCAGAACUGCAAGAACGUCCUGCCCGCCGAGGACCGUAUCGUGGUCACUGAAGCCUACCGACUUCGCAAGGGUUGCGACAUGGUCUUCGCACAUUACGAAGAGUAG